Messenger RNA from Diceros bicornis minor, 3173 nucleotides. It is a transcript of the gene STAC, whose product is annotated as SH3 and cysteine rich domain. The record is from RefSeq and is a predicted model, not a curated record. Gene Ontology annotation, cellular component: extrinsic component of cytoplasmic side of plasma membrane. The coding region runs from base 95 to 1297 and encodes 400 amino acids. Gene Ontology annotation, biological process: positive regulation of voltage-gated calcium channel activity; skeletal muscle contraction; positive regulation of protein localization to plasma membrane. Gene Ontology annotation, molecular function: transmembrane transporter binding. NCBI's taxonomy places the organism in Eukaryota, Metazoa, Chordata, Mammalia, Perissodactyla, Rhinocerotidae. The transcript has 11 exons.
GCUGAGCGACCUAGCGCACGGCGGGAGGGCGAGCCCGAGGAAGGCGAGCCUCGCUGUUCCUCCGGGAGCCCAACACCGUUCCCGCGCCGCCACGAUGAUCCCUCCGAGCGGCGCCCGCGAGGACGGCGUGGACGGGCUGCCCAAGGAGGCGGCGAGCGCCGAGCAGCCGCCCUCUCCUGCAUCCACCAGCAGCCAGGAAUCCAAGCUCCAGAAACUAAAACGAUCACUUUCUUUCAAGACCAAGAGUUUACGGAGCAAGAGUGCUGACAACUUCUUCCAGCGAACCAGCAGCGACGUGAAGCUGCAGCCGGACAUGCUGGCUGAGGUCAGCCCCAGCUCCAGCCCACUCCCUGCUCCCGGAAGCCUGACGUCCACGCCCACCAGGGCUGGCCUGCACCCAGGCGGCGGCGGCAAGGCCCAUGCCUUUCAGGAACACAUCUUCAAGAAGCCCACCUUCUGUGAUGUCUGCAACCACAUGAUCGUGGGAACAAACGCUAAGCAUGGACUGCGCUGCAAGGCCUGUAAGAUGAGCAUCCACCACAAGUGCAUGGAUGGCCUGGCAUCCCAGCGGUGCAUGGGCAAGCUGCCAAAAGGGUUUCGGCGUUACUACAGCUCCCCCUUGCUCAUUCAUGAACAGUUUGGAUGCAUUAAAGAAGUUAUGCCCAUUGCCUGUGGCAAUAAGGUGGACCCUGUCUACGAGACCCUCCGCUUCGGCACCUCCCUGGCCCAGAGAACAAAGAAGGGCAGCUCCGGCAGUGGCUCCGACUCGCCUCACAGAACCUCUACUUCAGAUCUUGUGGAGGUUCCAGAAGAAGCUGACGGAGGGUAUGAUCUACGGAAACGCAGCAACAGUGUGUUUACGUAUCCAGAAAAUGGCACUGACGAUUUUGGAGACCAAGCAAAGAACAUAAGCCAUCAGGGACCUCUUUGCAAAGACCCAUUACAGACGAACACCUAUGUUGCCUUGUACAAAUUUGUACCACAGGAGAAUGAAGAUUUGGAAAUGAGGCCAGGAGACAUGAUUACUCUUCUAGAAGACUCCAAUGAAGACUGGUGGAAAGGGAAAAUUCGAGACAGGAUUGGCUUCUUUCCAGCCAACUUUGUUCAGAGAGUACAACAAAAUGAGAAGAUUUUUAGAUGUGUUAGAACCUUCAUUGGGUGUAAGGAACAGGGGCAGAUAACACUGAAAGAGAAUCAGAUCUGCGUGACUUCUGAAGAAGAACAAGACGGCUUUAUCAGAGUCCUCAGUGGAAAGAAGAGAGGCCUCGUCCCCCUCGAUGUCCUAGAAAACAUCUGAUUGCUGGCCGCUCCUCCCUUUGCAGUGGGCAAGCUCUGCUGCGGUGCCUCAUCUCACACUGUGUCAACCCAGAGGAGCUGCUGCACUCACCCGGCCACCCAGGAAACAGUAGGACAAGACUCAAGGAUCUGAGACUGUGGACGAACAGCCACAAGACAGAGGGCCCAUCGCACAGCAUAUCCAGGCUGCCCGAGGUGGGGAUGAAGCUGAGAGAGUCGGCUGCAGAGCGGAGUGCCGUACCUGGCAGCGGAAGCAGGGCAGUAACCACAGCUGUCCUCCACGACUCAACUCCCUCCCUGUACGCAGGGUGUAAGUUAUCCCACUGGAGUGAGCUCCAGUUCGCAGUGUGGCCCCAGUGCGAGGCUCAGAUCCGUGCAGCCAAAUGUGAUUCUGCUUCCAGACCUUUGUCCCCAGUACUGACCAAUCAGUGUCAUCAUAUCUGACACCCUAAACAGUCUCACUGCAGAGCAUCAGGAUGUCCUGCUUCCUAGCCCCCAACAUUCCAGUGCACCCCUCAGGCCCCCUCACUUUGCGACUGUGCUCUCUUCUGUCCUCUGAGUAAGUCCUGGUAGUGUGCAUUAGAGGUGAGGGCUAAGGUGACAUGGCACCAACAGAAAGACCUGAUCUGCCCCAAAGAUGGCUGACAGGCAGUCCCUCCUGCUACUCUAGUUACCUACAGAGGUGACAGGCGGGAAACAAGGCAUUGAUACAAAGGGCCAAGUGGGGUUAAGGUGGGACAAAGAGCCCUUAUGUAUCAAAGGUUAUACAGCCCCUUCAGUCAUGAAGUCCUUUCCCCAAGGAGAUGGAGCUGGGGAAGAGAAUGUGGCAAAAAGUCUCGAAGAUGAGCUCUAUUUUCAUGUUACAUCCUCGAUACUGUGGGACAGCAUUUUUCUCUCAUGCCAUCCUGUAGGACUCCCUUUUGGAAGUUGAACCCACCUCACAGGGAACCAGAAACAUGGAGGAGAACAAAAAACAGCAUCUUAGGAGAAAAGUAGCCAAAUUGGAAUCCAUUCUUCUUAGGGCAGUAUAUUAUACCCUAGCAGAUAUAAAAGGGAAAAGAAUCCUUAAUGCUUCAUCCCUCUGAAACAGAAGAACUUAGGGCUUAUUUAGCAUCAACUAGGGGAAUCUCUAUUACUCUGUACUUAUACUAAUGUUUACAAGAAUGCGAUAUACUGUGAUGCCUUCCUCCUCAAGCCUCCUAGCAUUCAAACUUGCUUCUUAUUAGUCAUUAAUACAGGUAAACUCCAAUUCACAAUGACCUUGGAAUCAGUGACAGUUUGGUUUAUUUUGUUACAGAGCAAUAAAAUCAAUAGAACAAUUGGUUUUUAAAAGACUUAAGUGGAUGCAUCUGUGCAUGUAAGCAUAUUGCCCAAACCAAAGCAUCAUUAGUCGUCAUUUAUUUCUUUUGUUACUGCUCAGCGUGAAGUUGGGAGCUGAGAUGGGUUGGCUGCUGGUUUCACAGUAGUUUGGAUGCCUUAUUCUCAUUUGAAAGCCAGCAUCCAGAAUUUCCUCCCUCUCUGAUACAACAUGCAAAACUGAAUGUACAGAGUCAAGAUGGAUUCUUUGAGAGCCAGGGUGGAAAAUAUGACUGCUACUCUAUAAAAUGUAAUGCCAGAGUACCAACCUCUUUGCCUCUAAUUCAAUAUUCCAUUUAAUAAAGACAGCACAGUGGCUGGAAGAAGCAUAGAAAACAUGUCUGGAUCUCUUCUUUCUGGUGGAAUAUCCACUGAAGCUUUUGGGUACAGUGGUGUCACAUCCUAUGCAAAUUUAAUUUGCAUUAAAAAAUCAGUUUGCCUUUUGAAGUUGAACAGGAGCCAGCCUCCAAUUUGGUCCUUCAAUGAACCCUGCCUCCUAAUGUUCUUGCCUUUGUGUAGCU